Messenger RNA from Sphaeramia orbicularis (orbiculate cardinalfish), 2682 nucleotides. It is a transcript of the gene tktb, whose product is annotated as transketolase b. The coding region runs from base 159 to 2039 and encodes 626 amino acids. NCBI's taxonomy places the organism in Eukaryota, Metazoa, Chordata, Actinopteri, Kurtiformes, Apogonidae. The transcript is spliced from 14 exons. Gene Ontology annotation, molecular function: thiamine pyrophosphate binding; transketolase activity. The record is from RefSeq and is a predicted model, not a curated record.
CUCCUUCCUCCUCCUCCCUCUCGGUUGCACUUGUACCGGGCAGCUAGCAGUGGCGUGGCGCAGCACUGAACCACCGACACCGGCGAGCACUUGUAUAAUUGCAACAACCGAGAUUAAUUUGUAAGAUAACCCGUUUAUUAAUAAAUAACCCGUAAACCAUGACUAGCUACCACAAACCCGACGAAAAAACUCUGCAGGGGUUGAAAGACGUCGCUAACAAGCUGAGAAUCAACUCCAUUAAGGCAACAUGCGCCUCCAACUCUGGUCACCCCACAUCAUGCUGCAGUGCUGCAGAGCUCAUGUCUGUACUGUUCUUCCACACCAUGCGCUAUAAAGCAGACGACCCUCGCAACCAGUGUAACGACCGCUUUGUGCUGUCGAAGGGUCAUGCUGCACCUGUGCUGUACGCUGCCUGGGCUGAGGCAGGUUACGUGAAUGAGAGUGACCUCGUCAACCUCCGCAAGAUUGACUGUGACCUGGAGGGGCACCCCACACCAAAACUGGCAUUCGUUGAUGUGGCGACAGGAUCUCUGGGACAGGGUCUCGGAGCUGCCUGUGGAAUGGCCUACACAGGGAAACACUUUGACAAAUCCAGCUACCGUGUGUACUGCAUGAUGGGUGAUGGAGAGUGUUCAGAGGGCUCAGUGUGGGAGGCCAUGGCCUUCGCAUCCUACUACCAGCUGGACAACCUUGUGGCCAUCAUGGAUGUCAACCGGCUCGGCCAGAGUGAGGCUGCACCCCUGCAGCAUGACAUGGAAACCUACCGCAAGCGCUGUGAGGCCUUUGGGUGGAACACGUAUGUUGUGGAUGGUCAUGAUGUGGAGGAACUGUGCAAAGCUUUCUGGCUGGCUCAGCAGGUAAAGGGUAAACCCACCUGCAUAGUCGCCAAGACAUUCAAGGGCAAAGGACUCAAAAAUAUUGAGGAUAUGGACAACUGGCAUGGAAAGCCCAUCCCUAAAGACAGAGUGGAUGACCUGCUGAAUGAUCUGCAGGCUCAGAUCCAGGUCCCCAACAAGGUCCUGUCCCCUGAGCUGCCUACUAUGGACGCAGCCCCUGCAGACCUUAGCUACAUCGCAAUGCCAUCACCCCCUGCUUACAAAAAGGGAGACAAGAUGGCCACGAGGAAGGCAUAUGGUCUGGCUCUAGCCAAGCUGGGUGAGGCAAGCCAGAGAGUGGUGGCCCUCGAUGGAGACACCAAAAACUCCACAUUUUCUGAGACCUUCAAGAAGGCCUUCCCUGAUCGCUACAUUGAGUGCUUCAUCGCUGAGCAGAACAUGGUAGGAGUUGCUAUUGGCUGUGCCACCCGUGACCGCACAGUUGCAUUUGCCAGCACAUUCGCUGCCUUCUUCUCCAGAGCCUAUGACCAGAUCCGUAUGGGAGCCAUAUCCCAGACCAAUGUCAACCUGGUAGGGUCCCACUGCGGUGUGUCGAUAGGUGAGGAUGGCCCUUCCCAGAUGGCCCUAGAGGACUUGGCUAUGUUCCGCGCUAUCCCAACAUGCACUGUGUUCUACCCCAGUGAUGCCGUGUCAACAGAGAGAGCUGUUGAGCUCGCAGCUAACACACAGGGUAUCUGUUUCAUCCGUACUAGCAGACCCGACACUGCUGUCAUCUACUCCCCUGAUGAGAAGCUUGAAGUGGGUGUAGCCAAGGUGGUUCGCCAGUCUGACAACGAUCAGGUGACAGUGAUUGGAGCCGGCGUUACCCUGCAUGAAGCCCUUGCUGCUGCUGACAUCUUGGCCAGUGAAGGUAAAAACAUCCGUGUGAUUGACCCGUUCACCAUCAAGCCCCUGGACGCCUCCACUAUCUUGACUUGUGCCAGAGCCACUGGAGGACAGAUCAUCACUGUGGAGGAUCACUACAAGGAGGGUGGUCUGGGCGAGGCAGUGCUGUCAGCAGUUGGCGGGGAGCCUGGCAUCGUCGUUACCCGACUGGCAGUGAGCGGCGUCCCACGCAGCGGAAAGCCCCAGGAGCUGCUGGACCUCUUCGGCAUCAGCGCCAAGCACAUUGCUAAUGCUGUGCGCCAGACAUUCGCAAACUAAAAAUCUACAUCGAUGCCCUGCUUGCUCUUUGGUUCAGUUCACAGCCACCUUACUGUCAACUGACAACCUCAAAGACUUGUAGCGCCAUCUUUCAACUUUAAUUUGAGUGUGAACCCUGACUGAUCGUGUUAUCUUAUCAUCACAGGCAGAGAAGUGGGGAGAGAAAAUGCUAAAUGCAAAGCCUACAGCGUUAAAAAAAAAAAAAAAAAAAAAAAUCUCCCCUGUAUGCACCUUCUAGCACCCUUUGCAAUUGGGUUCCAUCUGCUGACAUUCCUGAUGUAUUUUGUCCUCAAAGUGGGUUAAACUAAACACUGCAAUUUUGGCUCUGAUUAAUAUCCUACUAGCAGCCAGACAGUGAAGUGUUACCCCAAUUUGUUUCACAUUCCACCCAUGUUUCUGCAACACAAAUGUUUUUUCCCAUGGCUGGAACUCUGGCCUCGUUGCUUGAAAACUGUUACUGUUUCUCAUGAAUCUAAUGUACUAGAUCACUCAUGUUGUUGUGUUCAGUCAGCCUUUAUUGCUUGAAGUGUUUUGAGUGUUUCUUGAAUGAAUCACAAUGAACAUAAGUGUCACACGUUACUUACAUUCCAGCCCACCUGUGUUGUCCUACUAUUGGUGUGAAUAAAAAUAAUUCAUCAAAUAC